AUGGCCUCCAAAGGUCCACGGUCCAAGCUUGAUCAUGAAACGCGGGCUAGGCGGCAAAAGGCACUAGAAACUCCCAAAGAACCUCAACGUCCUAGAGCACACUGGAAUCAUGUUCUGGAAGAGAUGGCGUGGUUGUCAAAGGGCAUGGUGGAUCAGGCCACAAGGGGAGAGAAGAGAGUGAAGGACGAGGAACAGCGGUUGAGAAAAGUGGCGGUCAAUAUUUCUAAGGAUGUAAAGAAAUUUUGGACAAAAAUAGAGAAACUGGUCCUGUACAAGCAUCAGCUAGAGCUUGAUGAAAAGAAGAAAAAAGUACUUGAUAAGCAGCUGGAGUUUCUUCUAGGGCAAACUGAAAGGUACUCAACGAUGCUGGCAGAGAACCUUGUAAACUCACCAACUCCUCGGAAACCAAUCAACUCAUACUCUGCUCAAGAGCAAUUGAGUAUUCAGUGGAAAGAAGGGGGUGAAGAUAGUAUUAAUAAGACAACUAAUUCAAAGACUGGAUCUCAAUCAAAGUCUCCUGAUGUUGAUGAAGACUACGAUGUGCAUUCUGAUGAUGAAUCAGAAGACGAUGAGCAUACUAUUGAAGAAGAUGAGGCCCUUAUAACUAAGGAAGAGAGAGAAGAAGAACUGGCCGCUUUACAAAAUGAAAUUGAUCUACCUCUUGAGGAGCUACUUAAACACUAUGCUGCAGAGGAAGUUAUCAAAGAAAAUAGCCCAGAGAAUAUUGUACCUCGAGCAAUUGAGAUAAAGGAAGAUGAUGUUGAUUUACCUGGAGCAAAUGAGGCUAGACAAGAGAAUAGUGAUUUACCUGGAGCUACUGAGGCAAUAGAAGACAAAGAUCACUCACCUGGAGCAACUGAAGCAAGAGAUGAUAAUGGAAAAAUGGAACAUAUUAUAUCUGUAUGUAAUAUCGACAGAGGCAGCCCACCUGCAAUACCUGGUCGUCGUUGUGUUGAAAGUAAUGGCAGAUUAGCUGUUUCCAAUAAUCAUUUUAAGGAAGUGGAGACAUGGAAAAUCAGAAAUCGAUCAAAGAAAUUUCACAGUUCAAAGAAAAAGCACAUGUUAGAUGACUUGAACGAUGAACAAGAUGAUGAUGAUUUUGUACUUUCCACCAGAGAAGAAAAGGAUUUUGAUAUGGAUGAUGAAACAACCUUGUUAGAGGAGGAGGAACUAGCGAAGGCAGAAUCUAAUGACACUGUGAAUGAGAUUGCACUGCUGCAAAGGGAAAGUGAAAUUCCGAUACAUGAGCUGCUUGCAAGGUAUAAAAAGGAAUGUGACACUUACGAUGAUAUGGAUGUUGACUCUGAAUCUUCACAUGCUUUUGCUUCUGAGGAAUCCCUGGCUUCACCAGUGCAGGGGAAUUCUGAAUGUAAGCAGCCUGGUGAUAAAUCUAAUGAAUUUCAGCAUGACAUGUGCUGCCACGCAGAACACGAAAUUGAAUAUAUUGGGAAAUCUGGAGAUGAUAAGCAGAGUGAUAAUAUAGCUGCUGUUGCAGCUGCUGUUGCCAGGUCAGCACAACCAAUGGGUAACACAUUCUCAACAACGAAAGUGUGGACUAAGUUCCCUUUUCUUCUCAAGUAUCCUCUCCGUGAGUAUCAACAUAUUGGCUUGGAUUGGCUAGUAACAAUGUACGAGAAGAGACUUAAUGGGAUUCUUGCUGAUGAAAUGGGUUUAGGGAAAACAAUCAUGACAAUUGCUCUGCUUGCUCAUUUAGCAUGUGAGAAAGGAAUAUGGGGCCCCCAUCUGAUUGUUGUCCCAACCAGUGUCAUGCUCAACUGGGAAACCGAGUUUCUUAAAUGGUGUCCUGCUUUUAAAAUAUUGACCUAUUUUGGAAGUGCAAAAGAGAGAAAAAUAAAGAGGCAAGGGUGGUUGAAACUGAAUUCUUUUCAUGUUUGCAUAACAACUUACAGGCUUGUGAUUCAGGAUUCAAAAGUUUUCAAGAGGAAGAAGUGGAAGUACCUGAUUCUGGAUGAAGCUCAUCUGAUAAAAAAUUGGAAGUCACAAAGAUGGCAAACACUCCUUAACUUCAACUCAAAAAGGCGUAUUCUUUUAACUGGUACACCUCUACAGAAUGAUCUCAUGGAACUUUGGUCUCUCAUGCAUUUCUUGAUGCCUCAUAUCUUCCAGUCUCACCAAGAAUUUAAGGAUUGGUUCAGUAAUCCUAUAUCUGGGAUGGUUGAGGGACAAGAAAAGGUAAACAAAGAAGUAGUCGACAGGUUGCAUAAUGUCCUCCGCCCUUUUUUACUCCGUCGAUUGAAAAGGGACGUUGAGAAGCAGCUUCCUAUGAAACAUGAACAUGUCAUCUACUGUAGACUCUCAAAGAGACAGCGUAACUUGUACGAAGACUUCAUUGCUAGCUCUGAGACGCAGGCCACUCUAGCGAGUGCAAAUUUUUUUGGAAUGAUCGGUGUUAUCAUGCAACUUCGUAAAGUCUGCAAUCAUCCUGAUUUAUUUGAAGGCCGUCCAAUUGUUAGUUCUUUUGAUAUGAGUGGCAUUAACGUGCAACUGAGUUCUGCUGUUUGCUCAAUACUCAUGCGUGGUCCAUUUUCAACUGUUGACCUUAGUGGUUUGGGGUUUGUCUUUACUCACUUAGAUUUCUGCAUGACAUCUUGGGAGAGUGAAGAAAUUCAAGCUAUUGCUACCCCAUCAAGCUUAAUUGAGCAUCGCGCCAAUUUAAUAAAUUUGGGAGAACAAUGGUCUGGUUUCAAGAAUAAGAAAAAACCCCACAUGACCAACAUUUUUGAAGAGAUUCAAAAGGCACUUUUUGAUGAAAGAUUAAGAGAAGCCAAGGAAUGGGCAGGAUCUGUUGCAUGGUGGAAUUCUUUGAGGUGCAAGAGAAAACCCAUGUAUUCAACCAGUCUAAGAGAGCUUGUCACGGUGAAGCAUCCUGUCAAUAAUGUUCAUCAUUGGAAAUGUAAUCCUCUGUCUUACACGCACUCCUCUAAGCUUGCUCACAUUGUGCUGUCACCAGUAGAAAGAUUUGAAAAAAUGGUUGAUCAAGUUGAAAGUUUCAUGUUCGCAAUCCCUGCUGCACGUGCCCCUCCCCCUGUUUACUGGUGCAGCAAUGGCGGAACAAAUGUGUUUAUUCACGAAACGUACAAGGCCAGAUUCACUGAAGUUUUGUCUCCGCUUCUAUUCCCUGUUCGCCCUGCUAUUGUGAGAAGGCAAGUCUAUUUUCCUGAUAGGAGACUUAUUCAGUUUGACUGUGGUAAGUUGCAGGAGCUUUCGGUUCUUCUUAGACGUUUGAAAUAUGAAGGUCAUCGAGCACUUAUAUUUACCCAAAUGACAAAGAUGCUUGAUACUUUGGAGGCCUUCAUAAAUUUGUAUGGUUACACUUACAUGCGUCUAGAUGGUUCCACUCCUCCAGAAGAAAGGCAAACGUUAAUGCAGCGGUUUAAUACAAACGAUACAGUCAUUUUCUAUGAUAGCGACUGGAAUCCAGCCAUGGAUCAACAGGCACAAGAUAGGUGCCAUAGGAUAGGGCAAACGCGUGAAGUUCACAUCUAUCGGUUGAUCAGUGAGAGUACUAUUGAAGAAAAUAUCUUGAAGAAAGCGAAUCAAAAGCGUGCUCUUGAUGAUUUGGUUAUACAGAGUGGAAGCUACAACACUGAGUUUUUCAAAAAACUGGAUCCCAUUGAAUUGUUUUCAGGCCACAGAAAAACUCCUACUAAGAAUAUGCAGAAAGAGGAAGUUUCCCACGAUGGUGGUGACAUUACUCUAUCUUGUGUGGAUUUGGAGGCUGCAUUGAAAAAUGCCGAAGAUGAGGCUGACUACAUGGCAUUGAAGAAAGUUGAACAAGAGGAGGCUGUGGACAAUCAAGAGUUCACUGAGGAAGCCAUUACGAAGUUGGAAGAUGAUGAGCUGGUUAACGAAGACGAUGUGAAGCCUGGGGAACCUGCUGAAGAUGGUUUCUUGAACACUCCAUUUAAUGAAGGUGCUGCAGCUAUAAAUGGAAGUGAUGCUAUCGAGGAAAGGACACUCACACUUGCUGGUAAAGAAGAUGAUAUUGAUAUGUUGGCAGAUGUCAAACAGAUGGCUGCAGCUGCAGCUGCUGCAGGACAAGCAAUUACGUCCCUCGAGAAUCAAUUGCGUCCCAUUGAUCGAUAUGCCAUGCGUUUUCUCGAGUUAUGGGACCCCAUUAUAGACAAGGCUGCUGUGGAAUCAAACAUUCAUUUUCAGGAAACAGAAUGGGAGCUGGAUCGCAUUGAGAAGUUAAAAGAGGAUAUGGAAGCAGAGAUAGAUGAUGAUGAAGAACCUUUUGUGUACGAAAGAUGGGAUGCUGAUUUUGCAACUGAGGUAUACAGGCAAAAAAUUGAGGCGCUGGCUCAACAUCAGUUGAAGGAAGAGCUAGAAUGUGAAGCCCAAGAGAAUGAUGCAUUGGAAUGUGGAAAUUCUGAUUCUUUGAGGAAUGAUGUGUCUGUGGUUCCAAAACCCAAGUCAAAGAAGAAAGCUAAAAAAGCCAAGUUCAAAUCUUUAAAGAAAGGAGCUCUAGCUUCUAAAACAAAAGUUGUAAAAGAAAAAUCAUCUGUAGAACCAAUGUCCAUAGAUGAUGAAAUCAUUGAUGAUGAGACAACCUCCUCCUCAGAUGCAGUUUUCCCAUGCUCGGCUGGGGAGAAGAAACGUAAACCGGCAUCAGAUGAUGAUGAACAGAAGAGUACAAGAAAGUCCAAAAAAUUGAAAAAGGCUCCUGAUGUAUCCCCUAUUAUCCAUUCCAAAUUUCCCAGCAAGCAGCAGAAUGGACCAAAAGACUUGCAGCUAUAUGAAAAGGGUGGUGAUUUUGAAUCCAAGCAAACAAGCAAGGGCAAUAUUGGAGGGAAACUUUCAAUUUCUGUCAUGCCUCAGAAAUGGGUUUUCACAAUAAAACCAGAUAAGUUCAAAAAGAAAGGGAACAUUUGGUUUAAAGAUUGUUUCCCUUCACCUGACUUUUGGUCGUCACAGGAAGAUGCUACAUUGUGUGCUGUUGUUCAUGAGUAUGGCCCAAAUUGGAGCUUAGCAAGUGAAAUCUUGUAUGGAAUGACUGCUGGUGGGUCUUACAGGGGAAGAUUUCGUCAUCCAGUCCAUUGUUGUGAGAGGUUUAGGGAACUCAUUCAAAAAUACGUUUUGUCUGGCACUUAUGCUCCAUAUAAUGACAAAGCCGGCAAUUCUGGCUCUGGGAAGGCUCUUCUUAAAGUAACUGAGGACAACAUUGGGAUGUUGCUUGGCCUUGCUUCUGAAAUUCCUGAUCACGAAUCACUAGUUCAAAAACAUUUUUUUGCCUUGCUCUCUUCUACCUGGAGGGUUUCAUCCAGCCAUAGCCACAAACUAAGCACAUUGUUUUCCCAGAAUGGAUUCUAUUCUUCUGGCCAAUUGUUAGCUGCUACAGUUGAGCAUUUAUCUCGCAAAUCAUUGAGGAAACCAUCUGAAAAGAUGAGGUUGACUAAUUUGCAUCAGUGCGGCAAGUUAGUAGCAGCUGCUCUUAAAGGUGACUACAGUACGCAAAAUGCUGAUGGAGCCUCCAUUGUUAACCCGGAGGAGGAACCAUUGGUGGUAAAUGAGCAGUUGGAUAUUACCCUUGAACUUCAAGGAGAAAGGGACAAGGCAAUGCCCCUGCCCUCUGUCAUGAGACUUUCUAUAAAUGGCCCUGACCCUUCCCCAUCUUUUAAGGGUUAUGCAGGCAAAGAUCAUCAUUUUAAAUCUUCCCAUCAUAUAGUUGAAAACAGAUUCAGGGCUGUGUCGGGAACUUGUGUUGAAAGUUCUGUAGGGUGGGGAUCAGUGGCUUUUCCCACAGGUGAUGCCAGAUCUUCUGCUCAAAUGAAAUCACGGUAUUUAGGGAAACACAAACACCCCGUUUCUGAUUCAACUAAGCCCCCUAAAUCGAAACUGAGAAAAAUUGCUGUAGAUGCUACUGAUGUGCACCAGAUAACUGCUGGUACAGUAUUGGAACCAAUGGCGAAGCCGCUUGCUGACUUAGAUGUGACGGUUGAUGGAGUGUCCUCCUACAUGCCAGCAGCCGAGACACCUUCUUUUGACAAUAAUUGUGUGUUUGACAUGGAUGGUGAAGUGGUUCCAACCCUGGACAGUUUAGGGAUGGUUCCAUUUGACUUUGGACCUAAUCUAAUAUCCGGACUAGAUGAUUGGUCGACCUUACCUGAAUUUACUGAUAUUGGGUGA
Messenger RNA from Fraxinus pennsylvanica, 6150 nucleotides. NCBI's taxonomy places the organism in Eukaryota, Viridiplantae, Streptophyta, Magnoliopsida, Lamiales, Oleaceae. The record is from the annotation of a GenBank genome assembly.